AGCUAACCAUUUUGGUCAGCAGCAGUUGUUUGCAACGAUCUGUGAAGGAGCAAUGUUGAAAUUCGUAGUGGUCUUGUCUUUUGUCGCUUGUGCUUUGGCUGGCACCAUACCCGAAGGUAUGGUCAGGCUAAGCGACGAUUUGAGUGGACGUAUUGUUGGUGGUACACCAACAACCAUCAGUUCAUUCCCAUGGCAAAUAUCGCUCCAACGUUCCGGUUCCCACUCAUGCGGUGGCUCCAUCUAUAGCAGCAACAUUAUUGUGACCGCUGCUCACUGUUUGCAAUCGGUUAGUGCUUCGAUUUUGAGAAUCCGAUCCGGAUCCACCUACUGGAACUCUGGUGGUGUUCUCGUCUCUGUCUCUACUUUCACCCACGAAGGCUACAUCGCAUCAACUUACAGCAACGAUAUUGCCAUCAUCAAGUGCCUCCCCCAACACAAUAUUUACUGCGAGUAUAAGCUCUAUAAUCAAAUCAAUCGUCGUGACAAGUUUUCACACAGUGCACAACGUUUUGGCGACAUGAUGUUCCGCUUUAUUACAUUGUUUGCUCUAGUGAGCGCGGUUUUUGCCGGAACCGUACCUAGUAACAACUUUGAUGGCCGUAUCGUAAAAGGUGUAGAUACAUCCAUUGAGGCUCAUCCCUACCAAGUAUCUUUGCAAAAACUGAAUGGCUUCCACUUUUGCGGUGGCAGUAUAAUCGAUGAUACCACCAUUGUAACAGCGGCUCAUUGUUUGCAAACAAUCACAGCUGAUAAAAUUCAGGUGCGUCUUGGCUCUACCUACUACAACAAGGACGGUCGUACUGUGCGCGCUCGUGCUUUCAGAAAUCAUCCUGGCUAUAAUAGCAAAACUCACGUUAAUGAUGUAGCUGUUAUUAAAUUGUCCGAGUCGGUCGCUGAAUCUUCUAGUAUCCGUUUUAUUCGUUUGGCUAAACGUACUCCGGCCACUGGUACUCGUGCUGUUGUCACCGGUUGGGGUGUUAAAUGCUCACUGUUGUGCACCAAGUCUCCGGAUAUUUUGCAAGUAGUUGAGGUCGGUAUAGUUGAUAGGCACGCCUGCGCUUCCAAAGAAUACAAAUACGGCUCUGAAAUCAGGGAUACCAUGGUAUGUGCAUAUGAUCUUGGCAAAGAUGCUUGCCAAGGUGAUUCCGGCGGCCCAUUGGUUGCUGACAGUGAAUUGAUCGGUGUUGUGUCUUGGGGCAGAGGUUGCGGUUCAGCUGGCUACCCAGGUGUCUACAGUGAUGUUGCCGAUGAACGCUCUUGGAUCGAGGAAACCGCGCGCUCUCUAUAAGAAGUUUUAGUUUUCUUAUAGAAAAGUCCACAGUAAUAUAUAUUUGUAUUUUUUACCUAAUGAAUAAAUGUAUGAUAUUGAGUUUAUAUAAAUA
Bactrocera oleae (olive fruit fly) is the source of this 1382-nucleotide messenger RNA. RefSeq names its product trypsin. The record is from RefSeq and is a predicted model, not a curated record. Gene Ontology annotation, molecular function: serine-type endopeptidase activity. Lineage: Eukaryota; Metazoa; Arthropoda; Insecta; Diptera; Tephritidae. Gene Ontology annotation, biological process: proteolysis.